AUGGAGUCUCCAGCGCAAAAGGGAGUCUACAGCACUCGGUGUUCCCAGGCGGUCACCCAUCUAAGUACUAACCGAGCCCGACGUUGCUUAACUUCAGUGAUCGGACGAGAACUGGUUUUUUUUUUAUCUUAUUUUAUUACAGGAACAAUAUAA
Messenger RNA from Lottia gigantea (owl limpet), 153 nucleotides. RefSeq lists its product as hypothetical. Lineage: Eukaryota; Metazoa; Mollusca; Gastropoda; Lottiidae. Bases 1 to 153 code for a protein of 50 amino acids. The transcript has a single exon. The record is from RefSeq and is a predicted model, not a curated record.